Sesamum indicum (sesame) is the source of this 1303-nucleotide messenger RNA. RefSeq names its product nicotinate N-methyltransferase 1. The record is from RefSeq and is a predicted model, not a curated record. Gene Ontology annotation, molecular function: protein dimerization activity; O-methyltransferase activity. Lineage: Eukaryota; Viridiplantae; Streptophyta; Magnoliopsida; Lamiales; Pedaliaceae.
CCAGCUCCUUUUACUCAAUUCACUAUAAGAGAAACUAGUUUGUAAGAAACGCUAAGUGAGUGUGUGUGGUCAAUUGAGAUGGAGAGGAGCCAAAUCAAUAGUCCAAUAUUAGCAAUAAUGGAGCUGGCCAACCUUGUCAGUGUCCCCAUGUCUCUCAAUGCCGUCAUUAAGCUCAAGGUGCUGGACACAAUUUGGCAGGAUGGAUUCAACAACCCCCUCUCCGCGGCGGAGAUCCUAUCUGCCGUCGCUGUUGGCCCUCACGCCGAUGCUGAGAACCUCCAACGCAUUCUGCGGUUGCUCACCAGCUACGGAGUGUUCAAUGAACACAUUGCGGGAGAUGGCUCGGGAAGAAGAUAUUCAUUGACGGAGGUGGGAAAAGCCCUAGCAACUGAUGAGAACGGCCUAUCCUACGCACCCUACGUACUCCAGCACCACCAAGAUGCAAUAAUGCUGGCAUGGCCGCUGGUGCACGAGGCCGUUCUGGACCCGUCAUCUGAGCCAUUCGUGAAAGUUCACGGCGAGCUAGCUUACAGUUACUACGGCAAGUAUCCUGAGAUGAACCUUCUGAUGCACGGAGAGCUACCUUACAGUUACUACGGCAAGUAUCCUGAGAUGAACCUUCUGAUGCAGAAAGCCAUGUCCGGUGUAUCCGUACCGUUCAUGAAAGCGUUUCUGGAUGGCUACGAUGGGUUCCAGGGAGUGGAGACACUGGUCGAUGUGGGCGGGAACUCAGGGGAAUGUUUGAGGAUGAUCAUGAGCAAAUAUCAAAGUAUUAAAAAAGGUGUCAAAUUUGAUUUGCCGGAGGUUGUUGAAAAAGCACCCAAGAUUCCUGGUAUAGAGCAUGUUGGCGGUGACGUGCUCAAGUCCGUUCCACCCGGUGAUGCUAUUUUCAUGAAGUGGAUAUUAGUGGCAUGCACUGAUGACGAAUGCAAGCAAAUUUUUAAGAAUUGUUUCGAUGCACUUCCACCGGGAGGAAAGCUAAUUGUGUGUGAUCCACUGCUACCCGACCGCGCAGACGAUAACCGCAGUAGCCGAGCCAUUCUUGAAGCAGAUAUAUACAUCAUGACAAUGUAUAGGACUAAGGGAAAGCACAGGACAGAAACGGAGUGCCGGGAACUAGGCCUUGCUGCUGGUUUUCACAAUUUAAAGCCAAAAUUCAAUGUUGAUCAUUACUUCACUGUUCUAGAAUUUCAAAAAUGAUUUACAUUAUGCUAUUUCUAUGUCCUCUUGUGAUUUCAUAUCAUUAUCCCUAAUGCUGAAUAUUAGUGUGUUUUAUUUGAGUAUGCGCGCUUGUCUACGUUAA